CGAAUUUCUUCAGUGUUAUCGAAUCGUUGACCCCUGAACGCCUGUUUCAUCACCGUACUAUUGUGAAGUUUUGGACCGAUUAAGAACCGCGAUUAAGAACAAAAGAUCAGGUUUAUUGACGAAAGGAGUGUUCCUCAUCCACGAUAAUGCGCGGCCCCAUUCCGCUCGCGUAACUCAAGAGCAAUUGGAAAAAAAUUCAAAUGGACUGUGUUCGAGCAUCCUCCUUACUCCCCAGACCUCGUCCCUAGCGACUAUCAUUUAUUCGUGGUGAUGAAACAGGCGUUCGGCGGUCAACGAUUCGACAACAUUGAAGAAAUUCGUGACUCAGUUACAUCGUACUUCAAAAAGUUGGACGCUACGCACUUCGCGUUCGGAAUAGAGAAAAUCGUGCCACGCUAUGAAAAAUGCUUCGAACGUUAUGGCGAUUAUGUAGAGAAAAAAUAAAAUAAAACGAUGAUUACGAAAAUCACCUGGUUUUUUGUCCUAACUUUAUUUUUCCGCGAUUUCUAAGGCACUGAAACUUAUUUUUUGAACGACCCUCGUAUAUCGGGAAGAAAUUACUAAACAUUUUCUUUCCGUUUUUAAAGAAUUUGUACACUAACACAAUUUUUUGCCAGCUAAAUCAAUAGCGAAUUUAUUCAACCCUAUCAACCAACUUUCAUUUGAAAGCCUAUAAGGUUCCUGUAUGACCUUUCAAUACAGUGAACGUUUCAUACUGAAAAACGGCUUAAGUUUGAAGUUAAUUAGAGGAACUCUUAAUCGCAAAUUAUACCAGAAAUACAAAAUGCUAAGCGUACCCUCGAAAUGAACCAUUCACAACUUUCAUUCCUAAACUAUGAAGUUUAAGUUUGAAAAUGAUCCCAUCUCCAUGCUUCGGAUUUUUAUGAAGUUACAACAUUUCAAAAGCGACCCAAAAAUUUAGGCUUCGCACUCUGUUUCUCUAAUUGUUUUGUCAAGUGUAGAGUGGGAAUUGUGGGCUUCCAAGGGACGCUUCCAAAUUUUGAAGUUAGUUUGAAACCGUUUAACCGUUUGCAUUUUUAUUAUAUCUCCUGAAAGAGGCUCUUCAAAGUUGAAAUUGAUUAAAAAUUGUCUGCAGUUCACGGUUGGUUAGACAUGCUCCACAUUCCGACUUGAGCUCCGACCGAGCUAGAGGUCCGACGAGAAAUUCUCCGCCUGGCUAACAAAAGUCCGAUAGGUCUGACAUAACAAUAGAGGACUUUUCUUAACAUCAUUUUCUUAUUGUCCGAUCAAUGAGACCGGCGUGAAUCAAACGGAAAAGUCAGUGUCAGUUCCCAUAGACCGACGCUAGACUCAACGUGGUAAAUGAAUAGGCUCUAUAGUCAAUUAAAAGUGAAUGUGCUAAUGCCUAUUGAUAUUGGUUUUUUGUUCAGAAAAUUUGCUGUUAAGUCGAGGCGCGUGAAGGUAUUAUGAUUUUUUUGUUUCUUUCAUCUAAUAUUAGAAUAAAUAAGUUUCUGGGUUCGAUAAAUUUGAUUUCCAUUGAAAACCUAAGCAAAGACUUGGUAAAAAGGUUUGAUUUAAGGGGUGACACCUAAAACAACUGCCCCGGGUAUCACCCGGUCACACUACGCCACUGGGUGGACAGAAAUAAAAAUAUUAUAACAUAGCGAGGUUCUAGAAUAUUAACGAGAAACAAGGUCACUCCAAUACCUUUUAUCUAGAUACAACAUUUACCCGAAUGGUAAAUAAUACCAAAUGAGAAAGAAAUAAAUAUUUAAGAAAAGGUUGAAAUUUUGGUAAUUGUUCCAAUAAUAAAUUAAAAUCCGUUGAACACAACACGAAAGAGGAGCUCCUUUAUUGAUUUUUGCAUUGAAAUAUGAAUGAUAUAUUUCAAAGCAAACAUUAACUGGGCAAACGUAAUACACCAGACAAACGUAUGCCGUCUGACGAUCGCCAACGGUCAGACUUAACUAAAGGAUCGUCUCCUAUGUUUAAAAUUAAUUGGGCAAUCGGUGGAACACAGGUUUGCCGGUGAGAGGCUGCCGCUUCCGGCGGCGGAUCGGCGGCCGACUCAUUAGUUGGAGACUUCGUCGCCAUUAAAUUGGGCUCAGAAUAAUUUUCAUUACGAAAAAACAAAAUUUAUAGUAAAAAUUACGCUGCGGUGGUGUUAAUAUCUAAGUACCAUAUUUUUUUCCUUCUGCCAAUUAUUUUCACAUUUCUAAGACGUUUAUGCUAUACAUUUUUAAUUUUAAAAUACCUGCUUAAUUUGCAUGUUAGGUACAUCAUUUUCAAAUUAACUCAUUACACUUUUUCAUUUUACUGCGUAUUUUUGUUGCUCUCUCAUGUUGUAUUGAUUAAAUCUCAUUUAUUAUCAGGAGACUCGACAAAACACAUAACCAGAUUUGUGGUUUUUUUUUUAUUUUUUUAUUCGGGUAAAUGUCGCAUUCGGGUAUUUGUCGCAUUCGGAUAUUUGUCGCAUUCGAGUAUUUGCCGCAUUCCGGUCACUGUCCAUUCGGGUAAAUGUCGCAUUCGGAUAUUUGUCACAUUCGAGUAAAUGUGCUUCAGGUAAAAAAUGUCAAGUGAACGUGUUUCGGGUGAAUGAAAUUCGGGUAAAUGUGACACAACCCACACAAACUUAUUUUAGUAUCAAUCGCAUUAUUUUGUUUUGCAAGCGCUGUAGUCAUGAUAUUUUGUGUAUUAUUGGCUAAAAAUAAAAUGGAAGAGCAAAAGCUUAAUGAGGAGAGAUGAUUGAUUUGUACAGAUGUAUUUUGUUGCAAAUAGUUAAAUCGUUUUUCAAUCGGCAUGAGAUUCUAUACUUCUUGAGAAUUUUCUUGAUAACAUUAUCAAGAUAAUUAAUCACCCGAGCGCGAUCAAAAGUUUCAUCAUCAUUUCAUUGUUUCAUCGUUUUCAUUUGAACGAUUUCGCGAGAUUACCAUAUAUUUAGUUUUACUUAUAUUGAAUUUCAUUAAACUUCAACUAUCUACUUAAAAAAUGCAAAUCUUUAUUUCAAUACAACACGCCCUGAUAUGAAUCAUUAGCUGCAAUGAAUAAUACAGAUUGGUAUCACAAAAUCGUAAAACUCGUAUCAUGCCAUUGCACAAUAGUCCAGGAGGGGCAUUUAAGUCGAAAUAAGCAGAUAUAAAUUAUCAAAGAUUUCUCCUACUAAAAUCGAUACGCCCUUUUCAAAAGUUACUUCAGUAAAAAAAAUCCCAAUUGCUGUGGAAAACUCAUAUUUCCUUCAACCCAAACGGAAUACAAACUUUCAUUCGAAUCAAAAAUACUCAUGUUUUGUCAUUUGUCGAUUUCUUUUGGAAUUGCUCAAUAAGGUCCAGCAAGAUGUAAUCGAUGACAUGAAAGCAAUCUUAAAUAUUUACUUCUAGCAUUAACAUUAUCCACUCCAGCCGUUUUUUUAAGAAAAAAAAGUUCUUAAUUCAUUAAAAGCAAUUGGGUGAACUGUUUUAUUUCAUCAGUUUCAUUGACCAGUUUAAUGGACUGAUUGAUCAAUGAAACACUAUUCGCGAAAUGAUCGUUAAACUCCGAUGCUAUAGCAUGUUCAAACUGUUCAAGUGUGCCGUAGAUGUGAUGAAUAGUGCUAUUUCCCUUACACUCGUAAGUGAAAUCAACUAUUGAAAACACGUCACAUUUUUCCCACACCUAAUAUAUACCCUCUUUAAAAAUAGAAUAAACUUAUCGUCAAAGUCAAAAUUUGAAUAAAACAUCCAAAAUGUCGUAUUUUUUAUUCAAGAGGUUGAAUUUGCAAGUUGCAAUAUUAUCACAAAUUUUCAUAGAACCACCCCAUAUUUAUGUUGGUGAUUAUUAUCUAACGUUUGCGAAUGGAAUGGCAAAACCCUGACAAAACCAGACAAACUCAAGGCGCUGUAGCUAUGACGGAAGGUGGUGAAAUAGUGUUGCGUUCUACUUGGAAGAAUGCAACUUUUUUCCAAGAUAUUGUCGCAAAGGAUUUAGGUCUUCAUCCCGGUGGAUUCGAAAUUGUGGCUCUCGAUGUAUCGGAUGCAGCGCUGAAAGAUGCCGGUUUCAUGUCAGUAAUUCAUCAAGUUUUGCUGAAGGUUAAACUAUCCGGAACCGGUGAACGCAAAGCGUUAUCCUAUGUCGUUAAGGAGAGAUCGAAAAACGAUUCCAAAGAUGAGGCAGAGGGUGAGUUGAUGGCCUUCAUAAGGGAGAUCGAAGUUUAUUCAAAAUUUCUUCCCGCAUUCGAACGGCUGUGGGAGAGUGAAGGUGUAAAAUUUGGACCGAGGAUGUUCAAGGUUGACGAUUCACAGAAUACUGUUCUCGUGAUGGAGGAUUUGAAAACAUCAGACUAUCGCAUGAGAGAUUGCAGGCAUGGACUGAAUUUGAAGGAAUGUGAACAGGUCUUGGAGAAGAUGGCAAAAUUUCAUGCGGCAUCGGUUGUGUACUUUGAGCAGAAUGGACCCUAUCCAGAUAGCCUCAAACAUGGAACGUUUUCCGCAGACUUGAUUGAGCGAAUCGAGACGCGCUAUGCUCUAUCAUUCGAUUCAUACCUGCAAGCAUUAGAAGAGUUGCAAAUUCCAGAAUACAUUUUAAAGGCACUUAAACCAUACAGAGGAAAACUUUACUCAUCUGUAUGCAAUAUUUUAAAUUCAAACGAUGGAGAGCUCAUAGUACUGAACCAUGGUGAUAUUUGGGUGAAUAAUCUACUAUUCAAUGAAAAUGAUAUCAUGUUGCUCGAUUAUCAAACAGCAUUUUUGGGAUCAUCUUGUUUCGAUUUGCUGUACUUCAUAAUCAACUCAGUUUCCGUUGUUGUGCGUACGGAAAGCUUCGAUUAUCUGAUCGACUUUUAUUAUAACCAUUUUGUUGAUGGACUCAGCAAGUUGAACGCCCAAACAACAGUGCCCAUAAAGGUAGAAUUCAUGAAAACUUUAAAAACUUACGGAAUUUUAGCCAUUGUUUGGACAAUGGAUGAUCUGGCAUUGGCACUUGCGGUAACGGAUAAGGAGUUGGACGUGAAACAAUUUUUUUCUGAGGGUCACAAGGGGGAAGAGUAUAGACAACAAGUGUACGGAAACGCACUGUUUGUUGAUAUGAUAAAACCACUGUUGCUUUUUCUGUGGGAACGGGAAUUUUUAAAAUAUAACGCUAACCUGUGCUGUAUCGAAUGACCGCUCAAGAAAAUAAAUAGUCAACUAA
This is a messenger RNA of Toxorhynchites rutilus septentrionalis, 5124 nucleotides long. RefSeq lists its product as uncharacterized. NCBI's taxonomy places the organism in Eukaryota, Metazoa, Arthropoda, Insecta, Diptera, Culicidae. The transcript has 5 exons. The record is from RefSeq and is a predicted model, not a curated record. The coding region runs from base 3792 to 5096 and encodes 434 amino acids.